Tilletiaria anomala UBC 951 is the source of this 1340-nucleotide messenger RNA. RefSeq lists its product as uncharacterized. Gene Ontology annotation, biological process: GPI anchor biosynthetic process. Gene Ontology annotation, cellular component: endoplasmic reticulum membrane. Lineage: Eukaryota; Fungi; Basidiomycota; Exobasidiomycetes; Georgefischeriales; Tilletiariaceae. The coding region runs from base 246 to 1085 and encodes 279 amino acids. The record is from RefSeq and is a predicted model, not a curated record. The transcript has 5 exons.
GCGACCGUGCGCUGCGAACCACUACAGGCAGUUGGUGCGGCACUCGGCGGGCUGGCGCCUGACUAGGCUACGCGAGAUCACAGAUUUCUACUCGAAAGAUGAUCAACGGCUGAUUUCGCUCUGAGCACAAGCAUGGUUGUGGUGUUGACUCCAACUGCACUCCCUUUGAUAUUCCAGCUCAUGACACAGAGGGUGCCACAUUCCCAAGUCGGCUGUAUUUCGUGCACUUUCAGUGGUUGCCAGACAUGCCUCGAAAAGGCGCUCGAGGUGGCACCACUGCUGCUGGCAGGGCAGGUGCCGCAGCGCAAGUGACAGAGGUGCCGAGCGCGCCGGCCCAUACCUUCCAGCUCGUGGUGCUGCUCCUGUUGCAGGCAUCUCUCCUCGUCCUUGCAGUCCUCUACAUCCCGCAAGGCAUCUUUUCGCGCUCUCUGGACCGACCCAGGCCGACGUUGUACUCGGGUAUUUACGACAUGCUCAACCCCCCAGAUCAGCAUGAUCCCACCGCGGUGACGCAAAAAAUGACCCAGGCACUCAAAGGCGUGUUCGUCAUUCAGAGCUGGGUCGUUAGCAGACUCCGAUGGUGGUGGGAGGUGGGCCAGAAAAUUGAAAAGCGAGAGAGCAUCACGGAGCUCAAGAAGAAGCAGGGACUUAUGAAGCAAGCCGAGAGUCUCGUGUUGACGACGACCGCGUUGCCCAUACCUCUUGUGCUGUGUUUCCUGCUGCUCAUGCUCUUCGGCGCACCGGUCAAUGGUCAAUAUACACCAACACUGACGCUGGCUGCACAUCUAACGCUUCUGGGUUUGUAUGCACCGCUGCACAUUCUCGGAGAGGACUUCAAAAGCUGGCUGCGCAUUUUCUCGUCCUGGCCGGCAAACGCAAGGGAAAAAGUGCUGCUCGUCAUUACGGUGGGGCCAUUGUUCGGAGCCUGGCUUUCGUCUGCAGCACUCGCACUCGACUGGAACCGUCCCUGGCAGGCCUGGCCGACACCUUGCGUCCUAGGAGCUUUAGCUGGUACUCUGGGAGGUAAUGUCGUUGCAAUCUUCAUCUACCUCUUCCGUAGGUCGCAAUCGUCAAGGGAAGGUUAACGACGAAUCAUCAGCAUCUUAUGUUGCCAGCCCUUGUACGACACGCAAAUACGUGCCACAGACUGUUUACCGCUGUCACACGUAGGAGAGGCGCUCGCAAUGACAUGGCUUCGUGACCGCGUCUCCGCCCACGUUAGGGUGCGCCCUUGCCUUCCUAUGACUGAGUCUUCAGUUUUCGAUACUUUCUAGUGCCGCUUCAAGAAGCCCGAUUAGAGACAUCUGUGAUGAACGGGUCGAGGGCCGGCAUGAACGAGA